This is a messenger RNA of Entrophospora sp. SA101, 1752 nucleotides long. The record is from the annotation of a GenBank genome assembly. NCBI's taxonomy places the organism in Eukaryota, Fungi, Glomeromycota, Glomeromycetes, Entrophosporales, Entrophosporaceae.
AUGUCUAAAGUGAUACAUCAAUAUUUUAAUCGGAGGUACUCUGAGUGGGAUAUUACAGACUUCCUACAGGAAUGUGAACUUGAAGACUUGGCUGAUGCCAAUAAAGGACAAAGGGGCAAUAAAGCAAAGGAGUUGCUUGCAAGAUAUAGAGAGUGUUGGGGCGGGGACAAUCUCGAGGAUUGUCUUACGUUCAAGGCUCAAGGUCGACCUAACACUAACCCCACUGGGGCGGGGGCAAUCUCGAGGAUUGUCUUGCGUUCAAGGCUCAAGGAUAUUGCUAACUUACAAUUUUACAUGCCAGGGUUCUCGGCCAGAUCGUAUUUGUGCUCGAAAUUGGCGGAUGGAGACUAUUUGAAUAACGGAAUAACAUCAAAUGGAAGUGGUGCAACAAAUAUUUCACAUACUAAAUGCGGACAAAGACAAAGUUCAAAGGAUUUAAAUGACAAAAUCAAUGAAUUCAUGUUGAGUCCCAAUGAACAAGAACUGAAUCGGUUCACCAAGAAACUUAGGAAAUUGUAUGACACAAUAAAGUAUAAAUCUACAUGUUCCGAUGAGGAUAAUGAUUUUUAUGAAGAUGAUGAAAGUAGAGAAAUGAGUGAAUCGAGUAUAUCUGAAUUUAAAGAUUCAUAUAGAGGAAUGAAAAAUGAGAAAAAAUGGUAUUUGACAUCAGGGAAAUGUGUUGAAGAUGCGUUAUAUGCUUUCGGAAAUCAAUGGCGGUUUGACCACCUUGCACAUUCAUUCAUUAUUGAUCCUGAUGAUGAAUCUUAUAUUAAAAACAAUAUUUUUACCUCCGAAGAACUGAAAGAAAUCUGUAAUACAGAAGCAAAAGACCUUCCAGAAAUGCCAAAUGAAUUAUUAAAAUAUAUUAGCUCCUUCCGAAUGAAAACAACGAAAGAUUUGCACAUAGCACUUGAUGUACGACAAGAUUGGGAAGGCGGAAAUUUCGAUAGAAUAAAACAUUUUGAUUUUGACUGGGUGAAGAAUAAAUUUGAAUCCGAUACAUUGCAACAAAAACAUUUGGAGGCAUGGCAUAAUGUUCAUAUAUGGUCAUUUAUCGAUAGAUGUUUUAACGAAUUGAGAGGAGUAGAUAUUGCAAGAGGUGAAUCAUUUAGCAUUGCUUCUUCAAAACGCAAAAAUAGUAAGCGGGUAAUUCAAGGAGUUGUUAAGACAACUAGAAAAGCAAUUAGAAGAAAAGGUGAUUUAACUUUAAGAAAAGGAUCACAUGAAUAUGUAGCUUCUGAAGUAGGAAAGGAUUAUGAAGGAGACAAUGGAACAAAACUGCUUAAAGAAAGGGGGUUAAAAAGUCCAAAAAUGCUUAAAGAUAUGAUAGUAGACUUGGGCAAUUUUGUAGAAUGGAAAACAAAUACAUUGCGUCAAUUUGAGCUAAUUAGCUUCAUUCAUGCUGGUCUCUAUAUGAUUUUAUUGCGCAUGGAUGUUCCUGCCGGAUAUACUUGCAGAGUUACAAGGUCGGAUACCUUACAAGUACCAACCAAUAUUAACCGAUUUGAAAAGGCUCUUAAAUGUUUGGUUUUGGCAUGGAAAGCUAAGAUAAUCAUCCGUAAAACGAUUAAUGUUGUUGAAAAAACAUGUGAUGAUGAUUUGUUGGAAGAUUUGCAAGAAGCUGGUGCCCGUAAGCAAAAAGAUUUGACCAUUGUUCCUAACUGUGUUAUGACACCACAGAAAAAGCGAACAGCAAAUAUGAUAAACAUUUUAAUACACUUAAUGAAUUUACAAUAUUUCGAUUACAAUUGA